AUGGCUAAGAAGAUUGUCGUAGUUACUGGUGCGACAGGCAACCAGGGCUCUGCCAUUGCCCGUGUGUUGAUGAAGACCGGAGAUUGGCACGUUCGCGCUGUGACCAGAAACCCUAAUGGAGAAAAGGCGCAAAAGCUCGCUGCAGAGGGUAUGGAAGUUGUUCAAGCCAGCUAUGAUGAUGAGGAGUCUGUCCGGAGCGCCUUCGUUGGCGCACAAGCGAUCUUUGCGGUCACCAACUGGUGGGAGGCUUUCCAGAAAGGAGCGAGUCAAGCUGGUGCUGGCAUAAUCGAAGAACGCCAAGGUAUAACGCUUGCCAGGCUGGCUGCGGAAGUAAAGACGUUAGAGCACUACAUCUGGAGCACACUCCCAGCGGCAGACAAGAUUACCAACGGGGGGUAUCCUGUUCCUCAUUUUGACUACAAGGCCAAGGUCGAUGAUUAUAUCUGGAAAUCCAUGCCAGCACUUGCUGCGAAGACCACAUUUCUCAUGUUCGCUUUCUAUCCGUCCAAUUUUGCCUUCUUCCCCCUGUUGAAGCCCUUACCGGUGGUCACUGCUCCCGGGACAUACACAUGGAUGGUCCCCACAAGUCCAUCAACCCUCUAUCCCAUGUCAGGUGAUAUGACCAAAGAUCCAGGGGUUUGGGCGCGCCAGAUCUUGGCCAACCCGAAGUUGACACAUGGUAAAUACGCCGCCGUCUGUACUGAGGUCAUGACUCUCGGAGAAGCACUGUCACAGUGGGCAGAGGUGUCAGGCAAGAAGGGGGUGUAUGUUGAGGUCAAACCCGAUGUGAUUGGUAAUCUUUACGGGCUAGCAGGAGACGAAGCUGUCACGGGCGUACUGUUUGGUGAGGCAGUGCCAGAUUGGUUUGCGCACGUCAAAGAACAGGGUCUGUUUGUCACGAAGGAAGAGUUAGGUAUCUCAGCUGAUGAGGUUUGUAACUUUAAGCAAAGUCUUGAAUUGCUUAAGGACCAUCUUGGAUAG
This is a messenger RNA of Boeremia exigua, 981 nucleotides long. RefSeq lists its product as uncharacterized. The transcript has 3 exons. Lineage: Eukaryota; Fungi; Ascomycota; Dothideomycetes; Pleosporales; Didymellaceae. The record is from RefSeq and is a predicted model, not a curated record. Bases 1 to 981 code for a protein of 326 amino acids.